This is a messenger RNA of Mauremys reevesii (Reeves's turtle), 2885 nucleotides long. RefSeq names its product solute carrier family 16 member 5 (gene SLC16A5). The coding region runs from base 222 to 1691 and encodes 489 amino acids. Gene Ontology annotation, molecular function: monocarboxylic acid transmembrane transporter activity. Gene Ontology annotation, biological process: transmembrane transport; monocarboxylic acid transport. The record is from RefSeq and is a predicted model, not a curated record. Lineage: Eukaryota; Metazoa; Chordata; Testudines; Geoemydidae. The transcript has 5 exons.
UCCGUUGGUUUGCAGCCGCCGUGUCUCCUCCCUCGCAGGGCGAAGAAGGGAAGCCAGGGCGGCCCUUCCAGGAAGAGGACCGGGGGAAGAAGCAGAAGAGAGCCGCGGGUGCCCUCGGAGCGCUCCCCUCCUUUCGCUCUCUCCCCGGGCUCUGGGUGGGAGUUACUCCGGAUGGAGGCGCCCGUGUGAACAGGUUGGCUUGGAAGGAGGUAGAAGUGGCAAUGUCCAGAGGAGCAGCAGCACAUGGAACCUCCAACGCUCAGGACCGGGGAUGGGCCUGGAUGGUCUUGGUGGCCACUGUGCUGCUUCAGGGGCUAACGCUGAGCUUCCCCUCUUGCACUGGGGUCUUCUUCACAGACCUGCAGCGUGAGUUCCAAGCCACCAACAGUGAGACGUCAUGGUUCCCGUCCAUCAUGACGGCAGUGCUGCAUGCAGGUGGGCCCCUCUGCAGCGUCUUGGUGGAGCGAUUUGGCUGCAGGUUCACUGUGAUGCUCGGUGGCCUACUCAGUGGAGUGGGCAUGGUUGCCAGCUCCUUCUCCAAAUCCAUCAGCCAGCUCUACAUAACAGCCGGCUUCAUUACUGGCCUAGGAUCCUGUUUUGGCUUCCAGGCGGGAGUGACUGUACUGGGCUACUACUUUGUGCGCCGACGGGCUUUGGCCAAUGCCCUAGCAUCCACCGGUACCUCCAUCGGCCUCACGCUGUGGCCGUUGAUCUCUCAGUACUUGCUGGAUGAGAUGGGCUGGAGAAACACUUUCCUCAUCUUUGGCGGGGUGCUGUUGAACGCUUGUGUCUGUGGGGCCGUGAUGAGGCCAGUCCAGCUUGGGCCUCCCAGGUCACCGCUGCAGCCCCGUCCUGGACAGGAGCCAGGCAACUCAGCUGAAGAUGCACAGCUAUCCAACGGAGCCACCUCUCAUCAGGUGGUGCCCCCACAGCAGGCCAGGUUUGCUGCUUGCAAGCGGACGCUGCAGAAGUACCUGGCUUUUGAUAUCUUCUGCAAAAACAAAGGUUACCAGAUUUACACCAUUGGUGUGGCCUGGAUGGUGAUGGGCUUCGUGCUGCCCCUCAUCUACCUGGUGCCCUAUGCUGUCCGGAACGGGGUGGAGGAGCGCAAGGCCGCCCUCCUUAUCUCCAUCAUCGGCUUCAUUAACAUCUUCAUGCGCCCCAUGGCUGGGCUGCUCUCAGGACUCAAUAUCUUCACCGGGAAGCGGAUUUACCUGUUCAGCCUGGCCGUGCUGCUCAAUGGUCUCAGCAAUCUCAUCUGCGUCAUCUCAGCCGACUUCAGCGUGCUCAUCCUCUACUGCCUCAUCUACAGCAUGUCCAUGAGUGGCAUUGGGGCGCUGAUCUUCCAGGUGCUGAUGGAUGUGGUGGAGAUGGACAGGUUCUCAAGUGCCUUAGGCCUCUUCACCAUCCUGGAGAGCGUCACCAUCCUCCUUGGACCCCCACUCGCAGGUCUUCUGGUGGAUAUAACUGGCCACUUCAGUUAUGUCUUCUAUGCUUCCAGCUUCUUCAUGGUGUCAGCUGCGCUCUUCAUGGGUCUCAGCUUCUGUGCUUUGGACAGAAAGAACAAACUGAAAGAGGCUCUGAAGCCAACCUCCAAUAGCCCCUCCAGAUACCAAUACACUGAAGUGCCAACUAACCCAGAGCUUGAAAAACAAGCCCCUCCUGCCGUCAUGUACAUCACAAGCAUCUGAACAAAGAGGAACCCUUAGAAUUCUGUGGCCCACACAACCGCAACAUGUAGCAUAACUGGAGGCAGAUGGGGGGAAAUGCCUGCUUUCCACAAUAACCCAUCUGCCUCCUGCAGUGAGUAUCUACUCAGCAGCGCUGCCUCAGAUUCCAGAUGGAAGAUCCAGAUCAGAGGCAGAGCCCAAAGCCUUGCAACAGCAAGAAAGCCAAAGAACAAGGAGCACUUCUUAUACCUGGUGCAAGCCCAUAAGGCAAGGACAGUAGUUCUGUGACUUAACAUGUGUGUUACUUUAAGCUAAUAGAAUUAAAUUGACAGUGACUUUUUUUUUUUAUAAAAAGGCUGUACAUUUGUUUAUAUAUUUCAGUUUUUAAGACUGGAAAGAUUUAUUAGGUUAUGCACUACAAUGAUUCCUGACACAGAGACAUUAGUCGCUGCUGGAAGAGUUAAAAUACCACUGAAUCGCCUUGUCUGGACAUGCCAGCCUAGCAAAGACUAACUUUGCAGUGAAGUCAUCUGGUUGCCUCCCACGGGGGCAGGGAAAUCCCCUUUCCUGGGGGAUGUGAUGCUGCUUUCUCCCCUGUCCCCGGAUAUUGCAUGGAUAUUACACAGGUUGUAGAACCUAGGCUUGUGCCUGCUAUCAGUUGUGUCUAGGCCAAAUGAAUUUUUUUACACGCUAGUAACCAAAUUAUUCCUGCAUUUCAAGGGCAUUUUCAGGAAAACAAAGGUUCAAAUCCAAAGCCCCAAUAAAACUGGACAGACUCAAAGUGCCUACAUUUUAUAGCCUGUGCCAUGAUGUCUUAAGCUCUCUCCUCUCCACCUUUACCAGGUGUGCUGCAAGAAAGAGUCUGACCGUUCACGGCCAGUGUAAAUGCACUAAGAAACAGGGAGAAUGAGUGGCAAAUACAGGAAUGGACAUUUUGUCUUUCCAGCACUAGUCCAGGACCAGUACUUUGAAAAAUGUACUGGGCCUGAAAGCAAUUGCACUAGUCCAGACAUAGGGCCAAGUUCAGAGUCAGAGUAAGCUAGACUCUUACACUCAGAGGGCCAGAUCCUCAUCUUAUGUAAAUGGGGAUAGCUCCUCAUCCAAACCUCAGACUUAAUUACACCCAUUUUCCACUAUAAGGGAGUCUACGCUGGUGUCAUUUACAUGCCAAAGAGUCAGAAGAAAUUGGGGCGGGGAGGUGUGGGGGAAAUUUAG